Messenger RNA from Thyridium curvatum, 810 nucleotides. RefSeq lists its product as uncharacterized. Gene Ontology annotation, biological process: copper ion transmembrane transport. Gene Ontology annotation, molecular function: copper ion transmembrane transporter activity. Lineage: Eukaryota; Fungi; Ascomycota; Sordariomycetes; Thyridiales; Thyridiaceae. Gene Ontology annotation, cellular component: membrane. The transcript has 3 exons. The record is from RefSeq and is a predicted model, not a curated record. Bases 1 to 810 code for a protein of 269 amino acids.
AUGGACCAUAGUGGCAUGGACCACGGCGGCCACGGCGGCGGCGACAUGCCCGACAUGUGCAAUAUGAACAGUCAGUCGCGCGCAUAUGCGACGCGCACAAAGUGCAAAAAGCUGAUCAUGCAUUCAUCCCCGCCUCGGGCGCAGAUGCUCUUCACCUGGGACACCAACAACCUCUGCAUCGUGUUCCGCCAGUGGCACAUCCGCAGCACCGCCGGCCUCGUCUUCUCCCUCAUUGCCGUCAUCGCCAUCGGGGCCGGCUACGAGGCCCUGCGCGAGGCCAUCCGCCGGUACGAGCACCGCCUAAAUUCGAGGGCAGAUGCCGCGCCACGUAAGUAUACAGUCCCUCUGUACCUUGACCGUUUUCUGGGUCUCUCUGCCUGUGCGCCUAUCCUCCUGUGUGUGUGUGUGCCAUGGCUCUCACCGGGCUUUUGCUUCAUCGUCCCCGUUUCUCUACAUCCCUCUCUCGAACCCAUCUGCCAAGCGUGUGGGAAAACCCCAUGGUUUGCUAGAGAGCGCGGAAAAAGAGCGGUUGCUAAGAUUGAGACCCGAGGCCCCGUCGCUACCGAGUCUGAUGAUACUGAGACCACGCCCUUCCUUUGGACAGGACGAGACCGCCCCGAGGUCACGAAGCGAGCCCACCUGAUCAAGGCCGUGCUCUACGGGAUCCAGAACUUUUACGCCUUCAUGAUUAUGCUUAUUUUCAUGACCUACAAUGGCUGGGUCAUGAUUUCCGUCUCUAUGGGUGCUUUUGUAGGCUAUCUGCUCUUUGGCGGCUCCACGCCGGCUACCAAGGAGACUGCCUGCCACUGA